Messenger RNA from Cynara cardunculus var. scolymus (artichoke), 2650 nucleotides. RefSeq lists its product as uncharacterized. Gene Ontology annotation, molecular function: chromatin binding. Lineage: Eukaryota; Viridiplantae; Streptophyta; Magnoliopsida; Asterales; Asteraceae. Bases 135 to 2318 code for a protein of 727 amino acids. The transcript has 8 exons. The record is from RefSeq and is a predicted model, not a curated record.
CAGGUCUCUGUGGUUCCCCCUCUUCGCAUUCUUCCCAACAUUCGUCUACUGCCCAUAAACACACAUCUUCAAUUACCCGCUAAAAAGUCAAGGAACGGUUGGAAGACGAAGUUUAUGGUUUUGGUUGGUGAUCGAUGGAUGAGAUGGCGGUGGAUGCGUCUAUGGAUGUAUCGGAGGUGAGAUCCGGGAGUUUAGGUGAGAAGAGAUCGUUGGAGGAUGUAAUCGAGAGGGAUUUGUGUAAUAAGAAGGCUAGAGGAGGUAGUGAUCGUGGAAUGGCUUUUGGUGUUAAGAAGGUGGCGGAGAUGGUGCUUGUUUUGGCGACGAUGGCGGAGAUGAGGGGUGGUCGGAAGCCUACGGCGGUUGAGGUGAAGAUGAUGGUUGAAGCGAGGGAGAAGUUGGCUGAGAUUUGUGAAGAAUUUGCUCCGAAAGCUAUUUUUCCUAGGGAGGCAUUUGGGACGAUUAUUGAAGAUUUAGGGCUUAACAGAUUGAGGGAAACGAAAUUAGGGAUUCGUCCCCCAAAGAUGUCGAUUGCUGAGAAAUUACAGCUUACAAAGCAAAAGAUGGAAAAAUCUGAGGUGUUUCCAAUACAUGCUGCUACUUAUACACCUCGGGUGGCUGAAUCUCGCUCAACAUCACAUUCUGUUCGAACGUUUCCAUCAGGUAAAGUGGAUCAUGCCCCUGUUUCUUCUGGAAGCUUCCAGCAUCAGUCAACGGUAGUUCAUGCUUCCCCGGUUUCCAAUUCAAGAACUUUACCAUAUCAAUUACCCACAAGUGAAAUAAGACCCGGGGGGUCCAAUGUCUUGCCUGGCAGUCAUCUUGGAAGGAAUUCUACUGCAUUGCCCAUUCCACAGGGUGGGAGACCACAUCUCAGAUCAGAGGAAAUAUCAAACGCAAAGCCGGCUGGAGAUCACGGAACAUCAAAUACUCCAACUUGGUCUGUCCAUUCUCAAUCUAUUUCCUUUGCAAAACCAGGAUCAGAUAAGGGAUCUGCUCAUUUGACGAACAUAAAUCAUCACGUUCGACAUCGAAUGAACUUUGUUCAAUCUCCUGUUGUUGGCACCCACAAUGAAAUCAGUAAAAUUGUUCAGAAAAUAUUACAGCCACAUAUGGCAGAGCGUGUCACAUGGACUCCUCCUUCAAGGGACUAUAUGAACAAGGCGUUGACUUGUCAAACAUGCAAGGGUAUGAUUAACGAAGUCGAUACCGCACUUGUUUGCGAUGCUUGUGAACGAGGGUAUCACUUGAGAUGUCUGCAUUGUAAUCCGAAAGCAAUUUGUGGAGACGAGUGGCAUGAAUGGCAUUGUGCAAAGUGUUUAGCAAUCAGCAACGGAAAACCUUUGCCACCUAAGUAUGGUCGUGUUAUGAGAAACAUAAGUACACCAAAAAUGUCUUCCGGGAUGUCGGGAGUUCAACCGUCUUUAGAGAAGAAACUGCAAUCAUCCGAUGAGAAAUUCAAUCAGCAACUGAUGACGGCAAACAGCAACCCUGGUUCCCAAAGUGUUCCUAGUGAAAUUAUGAGGGAUAACAACGGAUCAACGGAUAUGAAAAUUAAUGGAAUACGUGAAUGCGGAAUUGAGACGUCUUCUUCAGAAAAAUGUGAGAAGAAGUUGGAAUCGCAUAAGCCUGCGAAUUCUGAGGCGUUAAACAGUUUGUCGGACCAUUUACAACCCACUGGAAACCAUCAAGAUAAUAACCAGGAAGGAAUGUUAAGCACUACAGAUACCUUAGAAUGCAACCCAAAAGGUGAAAUCAGGGAGGAUGAGAAAGGAGUUGAGAAGGGUAAUAUGGUCAAAACAAGUGAAACUUGUACUCAAGUUGGGGAGGAGGAAGGUUCUUCAUCAAAUAGCAUGCAUGAUGUUGAAUGGGUCGGGGGUAUGCUAAAUGAAGAAGAUGGAAAAUCGUUUUAUCGGUCUUGCUGCAUAAGUGGAAUUGUAUAUCAACUUCAGGACUAUGCUCUAUUCAGCUCUACGGGCAACAAUCUUAUGCCUAAUAAACUACAAGGUAUGUGGGAAGAUAGUAAGACGAGUAAGAAGUGGGUUACUGUGACGCGCUGUUUUUUUCCUGGUGAUUUGCCUGAGGGUGUUGGCCGUCCAUGUGCUCCAGAAAGCAAUGAGGUAUAUGAAUCCAACCAUGAAACAACGUUAGCAGCUGGCUUGAUUCGUGGCCCAUGUGAAGUUUUUCCACCAUGCAAGCUUUCUGAAGAACGAGUGAUGCAAACUCGAUCAUGGACAACAACCAGUGACAAGCCAAAACCGCUUUUCCUAUGCAAAUGGUUCUACGAUGAGAAAAAACGGCUGUUUCGAGAUGUUACCUGUUAGCGCCAUGGCAGGUAAAAAGAUGUCCCUUCUGUAGCCUUGUUUCAUGGGUCACCUAAAAAUAUUUGGUUGGGUGAUCGACAAAUGUGGUUACUGGCUACGGUUCAAAACCUGCUCGCCCCUCGGGUUGGAUUUCAAGAACACCCCACGACAGCAUUCUUGAGGAGUUAGAUUGGACUGGACCGGUGUUUCGUAUACGUUUUUAUGGCUUGGAUGUAAUGAUUUCAACAACAAACACAUGUUUGGUAUUCCUACAUUUAACAUGAUAUUCUUGUAGUGGGUGUUUCCCUUUUUAACAUGUAUUGAAUCUUUUUAAUGGCAUUUGCUUGAAUCCC